Molecule: messenger RNA, 372 nt
Organism: Cotesia glomerata
Lineage: Eukaryota; Metazoa; Arthropoda; Insecta; Hymenoptera; Braconidae
Product: putative nuclease HARBI1
Exons: 2
Source: RefSeq, a predicted model, not a curated record
GUACGAAGAGUUACAACAGCUUUAGUGGAAAUAGCUCCAAAUUUUAUAGUCUGGCCUGAUAAUGAGAAGUUUGCUGAAAUUGCCAAUGAGUUUGAAGUUACGAGCGGUUUCCCCAAUGUUAUUGGUGCAAUUGAUGGAACACAUAUAAAUAUUCCUGCACCUCACGAACAUCCGGAAUGUUAUGUUAACAGAAAAGGACAUCAUUCGAUCCAAUUACAAGCUAUUAGUGAUGCUCAAUGUAGAUUUAUCCACUGUUAUGCUGGGAAUGUUGGUUCUGUACAUGACGCACGAGUAUUCCGUCUAUCAGAAGUGAAUGAUUAUCUCACUGAUCAAUAGAAAUUUCCAAACGGUUAUCAUUUAGUUGGUGACGCA